Messenger RNA from Mercurialis annua (annual mercury), 1581 nucleotides. Its product is annotated as alkane hydroxylase MAH1-like. The transcript is spliced from 2 exons. Gene Ontology annotation, molecular function: monooxygenase activity; heme binding; iron ion binding. NCBI's taxonomy places the organism in Eukaryota, Viridiplantae, Streptophyta, Magnoliopsida, Malpighiales, Euphorbiaceae. The record is from RefSeq and is a predicted model, not a curated record. The coding region runs from base 16 to 1581 and encodes 521 amino acids.
UAUUACACCACAAAAAUGGCCAUACUUGCGGACAUAGGUUUUCCGAUUGUUCUAAUUUCACUCGCCUUUCUUUGGUUUUGGUGGUGCAAUAGAAAAUCAUUACACAUAGAUUGGCCUGUUUUCGGAAUGUUCCCAGGGCUCCUCCGAAGCUUACAUCGUGCCCACUCUUCCAUCACAUACAUUCUUCAGCAAAGUGGCGGCACAUUUCUGUUUAAAGGGCCCUGGUUCAGCCGCAUGGACUAUCUGGUCACGAGCGAUCCAGCGAUCGUUCACUACACUCUGAGCAAAAACUUCGCCAACUACCAAAAAGGAGCCAAUAUGAAGCAGAUUUUCGAGGCUCUCGGUGAUGGGAUUUUCAACGUCGACUCGGAUGAAUGGAAGUUACAAAGAAAACAGAUUCACUCUGUAAUUCAACAUAGGAGCUUCGAUGGAGCCGUAAAAAGAGUUCUGGAGGAGAAGAUCUUGAAUGGGCUGUUCACAGUUUUGGACAAUGCUUCGGAGCAAGAAUGUUCGAUUGAUAUUCAAGAUGUGUUUCAGCGGUUUAGUUUUGAUUGUAUUUGUAUGUUGGUUCUCAACUAUGAUCCCAAGUGUGUGUCUGUUGAUUUUCCUCAAGUUCCGUUCGAAAAAGCUUUCGAUACGAUUGAGAAGGUUAUAUUUAAUCGUCACGUCGUGCCGAUGAGCGUGUGGAAGUUGCAGAGAUGGUUUCAGAUUGGUGAAGAGAAGAAGAUGAGGAAAGCUUGGGAGACCUUUGAUCAUUUUGUGGAGCAAUGCAUUUCAAGAAAACAAGAUGAGUUAAUAAACAAUGCUCAAAUGGAAACAGAGAAUUUCGAUUUGCUAACAUAUUUUUUGACAGAGUCCACCACAACCAGGUCUGUUAAUGUGCGCCAUCCUGAGGAGGAAGAUGAUAAACAUAGAGAAAGAGCGAAAUCAAAAAAAUAUUUGAGGGACAUGACAUGUAAUCUAUUGCUAGCAGGAAGAGACACAGUGGGAGCUGGACUUGUGUGGCUGAUUUGGCUAAUUGCAACACACCCUCAUGUAGAGAACAAGAUUUUAGACGAAAUCAAACCAUGUUUAAAAGGAGCUAACCGUAGUAGUGUCUUGGUCAGUUUCGAAAAGCUCAACAAACUAGUGUAUCUUCAUGCGGCCAUAUGCGAAACAUUGCGGUUAUAUCCCCCGAUUCCUUUCGAGGUCAAAGUACCAAUCGACGAAGAUAUUCUCCCGGGGGGUCACCGUGUUUCUAGCAAUAUCAAGAUUCUUUAUUCGCUAUACUCGAUGGGAAGGAUGGAAGAAAUAUGGGGCAAAGAUUGCUUGGAAUUUAAGCCGGAAAGGUGGAUUUCUGAAAGAGGAGAAAUCAAGCAUGUGCCUUCUUAUAAAUUCUUGGCUUUCAAUGCAGGGCCGAGGAGUUGCUUAGGUAAGGAUUUAGGGUUGAUGGAAAUGAAAUUAGUUGCUUCUUCUAUUUUAUGGAAUUAUUGUAUUCAAGUUGUUGAGAAUCAUCCGGUUAAUCCCAGUUUGUCGAUGGUACUUUAUAUGAAGAAUGGUCUCAAGGUUAGGGUUUCUAAAAGACAUGCUCCUUCGGAUUGA